GGAAAUGACUGGCUGAGUCGCGAUUUCCGUGGUAGCCUAAAGUGAAGAGCUCGGUGGAAAUGAUUAUCCUCCUUGAGUAUAAUGACAAGCAGAGCUGGACGCUUAUUCAGGACUUGCAGACAGAUGUUGAAGACAGUUCAUUAGAGGAAACCUUUACACUCAUCCACUGAUGUUCAACUUCACGGUCAAAACAAACGCACGCCGGACUGCGUCAACUCGACAAGGAUGGUCUGCAAUCUCUUUCUUGGAUCUCCAAGGAUAUGAACUGAGGGCUGGACUGACUUUUUGUGCUGUACUUUUUGUGCAACACGACUUGUAGCUCAUACUCAAACUCUCAUACACACAUGCACUGUGUUACAAGGGCGGAAGACAACGAGCCUACUAGUGAUGGCGUAGUCAGAAGAAACAGCAUGUCCUUCCAGUACAGAUGGCAAGUUUCAUUGGGGAUCUUGGUUGUGAUUACAGGCAUAGUGCUCUUCAUUACCAUGCAGUAUUACAGUAUUCUCAUUGGCGUGGCCAUAGUGUGUCUCGGCCUCUUGAUCCUCAUCCAUGCCUUCUGCAUGGUCAUCAAAUCCAGUCAUUUAGCUGUGCCGGGUCACUUCCUUCUACACCCGCGAACGGGCACCCGUUACACCCACCAUCAAGCCAUUGCGGUGCAGAGGAGGCUGGAUCGGAUCCGGAGGGGUACGGCAGAGAAUCACAUUACAGUCCAAGUGCCUCCCACCUCAGACGCCAGUCCACAGAGCCAACCUGCAACACCCCCUCCAUGGCAAAUGGAGCCGCCGCCAUCCUAUGAGACUGUUAUGAAGACCACUACAGCUCUGAACCAACUAUAACUACAGAAAUCAAAA
Molecule: messenger RNA, 851 nt
Organism: Rhinichthys klamathensis goyatoka
Lineage: Eukaryota; Metazoa; Chordata; Actinopteri; Cypriniformes; Leuciscidae
Exons: 3
Coding region: 345-836 (163 amino acids)
Source: RefSeq, a predicted model, not a curated record